Molecule: messenger RNA, 2116 nt
Organism: Raphanus sativus (radish)
Lineage: Eukaryota; Viridiplantae; Streptophyta; Magnoliopsida; Brassicales; Brassicaceae
Exons: 3
Coding region: 254-1945 (563 amino acids)
Molecular function (GO): protein binding
Source: RefSeq, a predicted model, not a curated record
CAGAGCUUUCUUUCCCUUGAGGCUAAAGCUGUCAUCUCUCUCUCUUCCUUAUAGUGCUCUAUUUCUCUCCACAUUCACACACAAUCACUUGUCUUUCUUUUUUUAAAAAAAUCUUUGUGGAGAGAAGCAUUUUAAUUAAGGGUUUACAAAGCUUCUAAGCAUUGGAAGAUUUUGACUGUUCUUGAUGGUUUCAAUAGUCGAUUGAUUCAAAUCAAGAAGCUUUCUAAUUUCCAAAAAAAAAAAGGAAAAAACAAUGGCGGUUCAUUCUAGCGUUAAUGGCGAUAAGAAGCACUGGUGGUUCACUCAAAGAAAGCUUGUUGAUAAGUACAUUAAAGAUGCAAGGAGUUUAAUGGCAAGUGGGGAGCUAAACGAUGUCACUUCAGCUCUUCAUUUAUUGGAGGCAGCCUUGUCGAUAUCGCCUCGUCUUGAGACGGCGUUAGAGCUUAAGGCUAGGUCUCUGCUCUUCCUCCGUCGUUUCAAAGAAGUCGCCGAUAUGCUUCAGGAUUACAUUCCCAGUCUUAAGCUAGCCGCUAACGAAGAGGAAGCAUCCCCUUCUUCAUCAGAAGGCUCAUCCUCAUCCUCAUCCUCAUCCUCUCGCGACGGAGUGAAGCUUCUCUUCGACAGGUCGGAACGUGACUCGUCGUUAAAAUGCUUCUCUGUUUCUGAUUUGACCAAGAAAGUGAUGGCAGGGAUCUGUAAGAAAUGCGACCAAGAUGGCCAAUGGAGGUACGUUGUGUUGGGGCAAGCUUGUUGCUACCUAGGACUAAUGGAGGACGCGAUGGUUCUCCUUCAAACCGGCAAACGUCUCGCCUCCGCCGAGUUUCGUCGCCGGAGUAUUUGCUGGUCCGACGAUAGCUUCAUUCCCCUCUCUGUAUCCUCCUCACCAACGUCUCCGCCACGCAACCUCACGGAAGGGGAGAACGCCACUCACCUUCUCGCUCACAUCAAGCUUCUCCUCCGUCGUCGCGCCGCCGCGAUCGCGGCAUUCGACGCCGGCCUCUUCUCCGAGUCAAUCCGUCACUUCUCCAAGAUCGUCGACGGCCGUCGCCCCGCGCCUCAAGGAUUCCUCGCCGAAUGCUACGUGCAUCGAGCCGCCGCGUUUAAAUCCGCCGGACGAAUAGCGGAGGCGAUCGCCGACUGCAACAAAACGCUAGCUCUGGAGCCGUCGUGCAUCCAAGCGCUGGAGACUAGAGCCGCGCUCCUGGAAACCGUACGGUGUUUUCCGGAUUCGCUUCACGAUCUAGAGCACUUGAAGCUUCUGUACAACGCGAUUCUCCGAGAUCGGAAACUUCCAGGUCCGGCGUGGAAACGCCACAACGUGAAAUACAGAGAGAUCCCUGGGAGAUUAUGCGUGUUGACGACGAAAACGAAGAAACUGAAGGAAAAGAUCGCAAACGGAGAAACUGGGAACGUUGAUUACUACGGUUUGAUCGGAGUCAGACGCGGUUGCACCAGAUCGGAGCUGGAUCGAGCUCAUCUGUUGCUGUGUCUACGAUACAAGCCUGAUCGAGCCUCCUCUUUCAUCGACCGGUGUGAGUUCACCGAUCUGAACGACGUCGAUUCGGUUAGAGAUCGAGCCAAGAUGUCUUCGCUGUUGCUUUACCGUUUGAUUCAGAAAGGGUAUUCCGCCGUGAAAGCGAUCAUAGUCGAGGAGGCGGAGGCGGCUGAGAAACGGAAAAGGAACGCUGCGGCGGCGCAGGCGCCAAUGCACAAUUUUGAAGAACGCAAGCCUGUUGAAAAAUCCGGUUUGGUUAAGAGAACCGGGUUCGCUGAAUUAAAAUCAGUGGAAAAAACUAAGAUAAGCGAUAGUACUCAACCGAAACCGGUAAAUUCCAAUGCGUACCAAGGAGUUUUUUGUAGAGAUCUCGCGGCUGUCGGGAAUCUACUAACCCGGGCUGGGUUCAAUCAUCCAAUUCCGGUUAAAUUCGAAGCUCUCACCUGCUAAAAUGUUCAGUGAUCAUUUUUUACCAAGUCAGCGAAUAUAAAUAAUAACCGAAUAUAUACUAUAGUGUUUGAAUACAAAUGAAAACGAUGUUAGGUAUUAAAUUGAAGAUUAGCUGCCAAAAAAACAAAGACACUGAAGAUUAUUCGACUGCAGGAAAAUUUUGUUACUUUA